This is a messenger RNA of Cottoperca gobio, 1143 nucleotides long. RefSeq names its product inhibin beta B chain. The transcript is spliced from 2 exons. Lineage: Eukaryota; Metazoa; Chordata; Actinopteri; Perciformes; Bovichtidae. The record is from RefSeq and is a predicted model, not a curated record. Bases 1 to 1143 code for a protein of 380 amino acids. Gene Ontology annotation, cellular component: extracellular region. Gene Ontology annotation, molecular function: growth factor activity; hormone activity; cytokine activity.
AUGCAUUUAUUUACUUCCGACUCGAAGAUGACGCCUUAUUUUCAUUUUUUAUUUUUGGCACCCUUGCUGUUGCAGGGGCUCUGGGUCAGUUGCUCCCUGGGCUGUGCGUCAUGUGGCUUGCCGAUGAUGGACAAAAGCGCAGAGGAAAUGCUGAUGAUAGAGCUCGUCAAGCAGCAACUUUUGGACAAGCUGCACCUGAAAGAGAGACCAAACAUCACUCAGACGGUUCCCCGGGCAUCGCUCCUCACUGCGCUGCGCAAACUGCACUCGGGGCGCGUCAGACAAGAUGGUACUCUUGAACUAGAAAACAGUAGACCUACCAACAAUCAAGGCUAUGAAAUAGUCAGCUUUGCAGAACUAAAUGAGACAGAGAGUGAUGAUGCAGCCAGCCUCAGUCUUACCUUCCAGUUUCAGCAGGAGCGUGGCCAGAGUAUCCAGGUGCUCCAGUCUUCUCUGUGGAUCUACGCCCGCUCCUCUGAAGACUACCAUAGAGACUCCCGCCUCUCUGCCCGGGUUUUCCUCUCUGCAGAAGGUGGAGUGCCAGGCUCUAACCGCACCCUGGUGAUGGAAAAGAUGCUGGAGGUCCAGCAGAGUAACUGGCACACUUUCCCCAUCACACGCACCCUGCAGGCCUUCCUGGAUGGGGGCCAGCAUCAGCUGCGGCUGGAGGUCAGCUGCGAUGACGAUGGGAAAAAUCUUUGCUCCCGAAGUGACUCUGUUGACACCCCCAACAAGCCCUUCCUGGUGGCCCAGGUACGUCUCCGUGAAGACCGCUCCAAACACACACUCAGGAAGCGCUCGUUGCAUUGUGGUGAAGAAGUAAGUGUGUGCUGCAAGAGAGAAUUCUACAUCAAGUUCAAGGAUAUCCAGUGGAAUGACUGGAUCAUUGCACCUGAAGGCUACCAUAUGAACUAUUGCAUGGGUCAGUGCCCCCAACAUCUGGCUGGCUCCCCAGGCAUAGCAUCCUCAUUCCAUACCACUGUCUUCAGCCAGCUGAAAGUCAACGGCAUUAACACGGCUGCAUCUUCAUGUUGUGUUCCCACUGAGCGACGGCCACUCUCCAUGGUGUACUUCAACUCCCAGCACAGCAUUGUCAAAACGGACGUGCCUGAUAUGAUAGUGGAGUCUUGUGGAUGUACAUAA